Nicotiana tabacum (common tobacco) is the source of this 1101-nucleotide messenger RNA. NCBI's taxonomy places the organism in Eukaryota, Viridiplantae, Streptophyta, Magnoliopsida, Solanales, Solanaceae. The record is from RefSeq and is a predicted model, not a curated record.
AUGCAUUUUUCCACGGUGAUUAGUGACAAUUCCGACGAUAGCACCACUGCACCAGUAGCACCGACUGGAACUGUGAAUAGCGAAAACUUCAUUCUGGACCAUAAUCACCCACUUUACAUGCAUCCAUCAGAUGGACCAGCUUCGUUGUCGAUUGGUUUAUUAUUAAUUGGAAUGGAGAAUUAUACGGUGUGGAAUCGAGCUAUAAAAGUAGCUAUUCUAGGAAAGAAUAAACUUUGUUUGAUCAUACAGCUAUUGAACAAAAGCUCAAUUGGUGAAUCAAGUGGCAUUGUGGCAGUAAUGGCAGGAGGUGACACUAUUAAGAAUAUUCUAUGUGUUCAUGCCUUCAAGUUCAAUCUUUUGUCUGUCUUCAAGGACCUCUUGUCUGGGAGGGUGAAGGAGAUUGAUAAUCUGGAUAUGAGAGCAUUCUAUGAUCAUAAUAAUGUAGAUCAUGAGGAUUCUAUUCCUUCUGUAUCAGCUCCUGCUGCUGAAUCAGGACAUUCAGAGUCCCUUCCAAUUCCUGCAUCAGCUACAGCUCCUAAGUUACCUGCACCACUUGUUGAUGAUGUUAGAAAAUCAAGCAGGAUUUCUAGACCUCCCAUUUGGCUUAGUGAUUAUGUCAGAUCUGACAAAGCUAUACAAACUAAUAGUUGUAGAUAUCCAAUAGGUGUUGUCAUAGGCUAUGAUCACUUGUUUCCCAAAUAUCAAAGCUACUUAUCUCGGAUUUCAUCUGAACAAGAACCCAAUAGUUACUAUGAGGCUGCAAAAGAUAAAAGAUGGAUUGAGGCUAUGGAGGCAAAAAUAAAAGCAUUGGAGGAUAGCAAAACUUGGGAGAUAGUACUAUUACCUCCAGGAAAAAAGGCUAUAGGAUGCAAAUGGGUGUGUAAUAUUAAGCACAAGGCAAUUGGAGAGGUUGAAAUGUUAAAGGCACGAUUUGUGGCCAAAAGGUACAAUCAGAAGGAAGGAUUGGAUUACCACGAAACAUUCUCACCAAUAGUGAAAAUGGUAACUAUCAGAAGUGUAAUUGCUUUAGCUACUGCUAAGCAUUGGAUCAUCUACCAAAUGGAUGUUUACAAUGCUUUUCUACAAAGUGAUUUUGAUUGA